Molecule: messenger RNA, 599 nt
Organism: Leguminivora glycinivorella
Lineage: Eukaryota; Metazoa; Arthropoda; Insecta; Lepidoptera; Tortricidae
Exons: 1
Coding region: 53-424 (123 amino acids)
Source: RefSeq, a predicted model, not a curated record
AGCAUGGUAGGGGUGUCACGUACGCCAGUCAGCCGUGGAGUAAGCUGCUAAAAUGUUCAAGAGGGUUUUCCUUUUCGCUGGACUAUGUGUGCUCCUGAAUGAGGCUCUGCCUCCCGUGGUGACGAUCGGUUGGCAGGGUCCGGCGAGGACGCCUAUAACGAUAACGCGGCUGGGUAUCAACAUAGCGUCGUGGCUGACGCCGUGCGACGUGUCGAACGCGCCUCGGGAGUUCAGGUUCAGCACGGAAGAGGAGUGCGUGAACCGCUGCCCGGGCUACUGCUCGAGCAUCAUGAACUGCAACGCCACGUGCGUGCUGGGCACGCGCUGCGUCUGCGCAGCCUCCGCCUACUGCUUCAUCAACAGGAACAAGACCAAUCCCGACGGCUCCUACGUCUUUGACGAUUGCUACAACUUUGACGCUUAACGAGUCUUACGAGGAUUUCGAUUUUUUUAAAUGUUCUUGUUUGAUUAUAAAUUUAAUAAUUAAACGUGCGGAAUGUUAAACUACUACUUUUGUUGAAUAGAUAAAAGUUGGAUAAAGUUGAAAUGUACUAUGUAAAAUAGUGCAAUAAUUACACACACAAAUAAAUUGUACCUAA